AUGUAUCAAUAAUUACAAAAAGAAGAGUUAGUGGAAUUUCGAAAUUAUAUUCGAGAAAUAUAAUAAGCAAAACUAAAUCAAACUGCAGAGAAAACUCCAAAAAGAAACAAUGCUUAAAAAUAAUUGGAAUUUAUUCUUAAAAGCACAUAAUUACGAUAGACAAUUUAAAAGCCUGCAAUUACUUAAUAAAUGUAGAGGUUAAAUUAUGAGCAAUCUUACAUUCCAAGAUCUUCAUCUUAACCCUUUGUAUAUUUUGAUUCAAAUUGUUGGAAAGAAACACCAAAUUCAUUUACUAAAUAAUAAACAGCUUAUGUGAGUGUAUCAGAAAUGUUGAGAAUUACGAAUGGAUUUAAUUAGAUGAAUAAAAAUGAAAUAAAUGCUUUGAAUUCUAAGUAUUAUAAUUUAUAAUUAGUUAUUUGCAUUGCUUACAUGAGUUAGAUUUGACAUUAACAACAUUAUUAAAAAGAAUUGAUUGA
This is a messenger RNA of Paramecium sonneborni, 476 nucleotides long. The record is from the annotation of a GenBank genome assembly. NCBI's taxonomy places the organism in Eukaryota, Ciliophora, Oligohymenophorea, Peniculida, Parameciidae.